GAGCAGGGGCAUCUCUCUGGCUGGCAGAGGAAGCUGGAAGCAGCCAGGAGGUAGCCCGGAAUCGGAUAAAAAAAAAAAAUCCCACAAACUGGAGCUUCCCCGCUUCACACCUGCGAUGCGCGCCAGGGCUGGCCGGGCAGUCCCUGGCGCCUACAGGUGCAAGUCGACAGGCUCGCUGCUGCUGGCAGACUGACUGCAGGGCGCUCCAGGAGCUGGGGGACGGGGGAGCUGGAGCCUGUGCAAAGGCUGUCUCAUUUCAUAGAUGAUAUUCUCCCCCCCCCUUCCCCUCGGAGGCUGGUUCAGUUGCUCAUGACGUGCCUCCCUCGCUGAGCUCGCAGCCCUCCCGCUUCCCAGCUCGCUCAUUCCUACCUCCUGCUGCAGCUGCCUUGCAUUAUUUCGCUUUCCUCCCCCCACUUUUCUCGCCAGCUUGAUUCAAUUUUUUUUCGCCGCUGCACGGAGGAGGAGGAAGAAGAAGAAAGCCGGCGGGGGGGAAAGUAGCUGGUUUUUUUUCCACCCUCCCCCCCCCUUCUCAUCCCAUUUUCUAUCUGCGUUUUUUUUAAAUUGCAAAAGAUGCCGGGGAGCCUUUGAUCCUCCUCCCCAGAUGAACGUCUCCUUGGACAGCUGGAACUCCUGACUCCGGAUUGCUUCAAACAGGGCCUGGAAAGUACUUUACGGAAGUAAAAUAACCCAGGACAACAGCUGGAGUCUGAAAUAAUUAGUAACCAUGACGACAGAGACGGGCCCAGAUUCUGAAGUGAAGAAUGCCCAAGAGGAAACUCCACAGCAGCAGCUAGAGGCAGCAGCAAGUGGGCCAAAUGCAGUGACCAGUAGCUCUGUCCCCACAGCAAAUAACCAGGAGGCUGAUGCUAAUGAGAAGCCAGGAGCCCACAGUGACGCCAAACAUGCAGAGCGGGCUGUGGAUAUGGAUGAAAAGGACUACAGUGAAGCAGAUGGGAUAUCUGAGAGAACCACCCCCAGCAAGACUCAGAAAUCACCCCAGAAAGUCACCAAAAAGCUCAAGAGUGCCAUCUGCAGAGUGACACUGCUUGAUGCCUCUGAGUACGAGUGUGAAGUAGAGAAACAUGCCCGGGGCCAAGUGCUCUUCGACAUGGUCUGUGAGCAUCUCAACCUUCUGGAGAAGGAUUAUUUUGGGCUCACGUUUUGUGACUCAGACAGUCAGAAGAACUGGCUGGACCCUUCUAAGGAAAUAAAAAAGCAGAUUCGCAGUGGUCCCUGGAACUUUGCUUUCACUGUCAAGUUUUACCCUCCUGACCCUGCUCAGCUCACAGAGGACAUCACAAGAUACUACCUGUGCCUGCAGCUCCGAGCAGACAUUAUCACUGGGCGUCUGCCAUGCUCCUUUGUCACACAUGCUCUGCUAGGCUCCUAUGCGGUACAAGCUGAACUGGGAGACUAUGAUGUGGAGGAGCAUGUGGCCAACUAUAUCAGUGAGCUUCGUUUUGCUCCAAACCAAACCAGGGAACUGGAAGAGCGCAUUAUGGAGCUGCAUAAAACUUACCGGGGCAUGACGCCUGGGGAGGCAGAAAUUCACUUCCUGGAAAAUGCUAAGAAGCUUUCUAUGUAUGGAGUGGAUCUGCAUCAUGCCAAGGAUUCAGAAGGCAUUGACAUUAUGCUGGGUGUUUGUGCCAAUGGCCUUCUCAUCUAUAGGGACCGACUGAGGAUAAACCGUUUUGCCUGGCCCAAGAUCCUCAAGAUUUCAUACAAGAGGAGUAACUUCUACAUCAAAAUUCGACCUGGUGAGUACGAACAGUUUGAGAGUACCAUUGGGUUCAAGCUACCCAACCAUCGUUCAGCCAAGAGACUUUGGAAAGUUUGUAUUGAGCACCACACAUUCUUCAGAUUGGUGUCUCCGGAGCCUCCUCCAAAAGGUUUCCUCGUAAUGGGCUCCAAGUUUCGCUAUAGCGGGCGAACACAGGCACAAACGCGUGAGGCCAGCGCCCUGAUAGAUCGUCCCGCCCCAUACUUUGAGCGCUCCUCCAGCAAACGGUACACCAUGUCUCGCAGCCUCGAUGGAGAAUUCUCCCGUCCAGCUUCAGUCAGCGAGAAUCACGAUGGAGGAGCAGAGUCAGAGAAGAGAGAAGACAGCAGGUAUGGCAGAAGGACGCUUUCCGAGGCUGAGGAUGAGGAGGUGACCACCCCCACAAAAAUAAAGGAACUGAAGCCGGACCAAGAAACCACCCCAAGGCACAAGCAGGAGUUUUUAGACAAACCGGAAGAUGUUUUGCUAAAGCAUCAGGCCAGCAUCAAUGAAUUGAAGAGGACCCUGAAGGAACCCAACAGCAAACUUGUGCACAGGGACAGGAGACUGCCCUCCUCGCCUGCCUCUUCCUCACCGAAACACGACGACGAGACGCCAAAGGGAACCCCAGAGAAGACUAAUGAGCAGCAGAUGCCCUACAUUCUAGAUGAAGACACAGAAGCAUCUUACCAGUGGAAUCCUUUUACUGCUUUUUCUCGGUCAGAAGAGGAUUCUCCAGAGGAUCUAUCAUCUGAGCAUGGAGCUGCUUUAAUCAUGGAGUCCUUUACCCAGAAAAGCCUUGUUUCUUCUCCUGAGGGUUCAGAGCAUUGGGUAUUUAUAGAAAAAGAAACUUCUGGUCUGGAAGAACUAGUACUAAAAAAAAUGGUUGAGAUCCAGAAGGAUGACACACAUGCAGGUCGUUCAGAGCAGCAAGGAAAUUUGGACUUCUCCAAAGUGACCAGUGCAGUAGGGGAACUCAAGUCAGCAGAAAAGCAAGAAGAGAAAGCUAGUGAAGAAAGCAAAAGUCAGAUGUACAGAAAAGCCAAAAUGAUCGCCAGCCCAGAGGAUUUUGAAUCAUUAUGGGAAGAUGAUGUCUGUGAGAGAGAAAGUAGAGAAUUCUCUUCUGAGACCGACAGCCAGACAGCAGAGGAAAAAGAAGAGCAAAAAAUAGCUAUAGUCUGCACUGAACCUCAGCAACCAAGGGACCUCUUCAAAGGACCCACAGAGAAGAGGACCGAACCUGAAGGCGUUGAAGCCGAAGAGAGACAAAGGUCUUUUUGGUCAGAGUCAUCAAUAGAAGAGAAUAGAACUAUCCUACAUGAUCAGAGAACUGUUUUGUCAUAUCUGGACAACGAAGUGUUAAAAACUAGCUCAGUUUCUGAGGCUGUUAAAACUAAGGUAAAAUUGAGUGACAAGAUAGUGUCUUCUGCCACAGAAAGGAUCAUCUAUUUGGGCUCUGCUGAAACAGAUGAAAAAGAAAAGAAGACCAAAAAUGCAUCUGACAAAGAGGAGCUUUCCUCAGCGGGGGAGAGGCAGGAAGCCCAACUACAGCUAACUGAUGAAAAUGGGGAGAGCACUAGGCUUGCUUUAGCUGUAGAUGCAGAACAGACAGAAAGAAAUAAAAAGUUCCAGUCCAUCUCGCCCACAAAUGUUGAAAGGAUAUCAGAGGUCAGUAAACCAAUUACAGAAUGUGAUGAGCUGAAGAUAAACACAGAGGACAAGAAAAAGUUGCACCCUAUAGAGCAUUCAUCAGAAGAAAGAGAUUCUCCUGAGCUGAAUGAUAAUGGUUCAGAAUAUUACAGGGAAUCCACUGUGUUCUUUACCACAGAGGAAUCCACUGGCAGAGCUUUCCAUGUAGCAUCGGCGGAACUAAAACCUGGAUCCCCGAGGAAUGAAAAAGCAGCUCCGCUUUCUUGUGGGAAAGAACAAAGCACUGAUGAAAUGCAGAAUGUUGGGAAAAAAUCUGGGAAACAAUCCGACAAGAAAGAGGCAAAUGUUACCACGGACCAAGUGGACAUUCUGUGCAGAAUUUCAGAAACCCAAAUGGGAAAAACCGAGUUACAAGAAAUUGAAACUUCACAGAUAUGUCUUCAGAUGGAAGCCAUAGAGAUUGCUAGAUCCAGUUCUGGUUCCUCAUCAAAGCAUUCUUUCAGCAGUAUGAAAACUUCAGAGAAAGAUCAGUUUCAGCUCCAGCAAAAAGCAGAAUGGUUAGAGGAGGAUGACACCCUAGUUUCAUCCCAGUCUCCACAUGACAGCGUCUCUGUAAUUCAUGAUCCAGCUGUAAAUAAAUCAACAGGUUCAGAAGGAUCAGUGAAGAGAAAAUAUCCCGAGCUGGAACAAUCUCCUAAAGAUGAGAUGUCUGAAUUGGAAGACCUGGCUAAAGGUAGACUCCAAGAACUAGAAGAUGCAGCCAAUGCCAACUAUCCUGAAAGAAUAGAAGAAAGGCUUAUACUGGAAGAAGAGUCAACUAAAGAUGAACCACCCACUUUGGAUAACCUCUCAGAAUUGAAAACGACAGAAAAGGAUGACUUCUUGAAGACUGGAGAUGAGCCCCAUGAUCUAGGUGGACCAGCUAAAUAUAAAUUCCAGGAAUUUGAUAAAGCAGAAGAGGCUGGAAAGAUCAAAACUCAAAAACUGAAAAGUAUAUAUGAAGAACAACACUGUGGAGUGGGAGAACUGCCCAGAGAUGAUCCUCAAAAUUCAGAGGGUCAAACUUUAGACUCAGAGGGACUGGAGCAGGACACAUCCUCUAAUGUAAAGCAGGUAUCCAAUGACCAACUUUUACCCCUGGCCAGCUCUCUUGAUCCUACACCCCUGAAACUGGGAGAAAUACUUAAAGAUAACACUUCUUUUAAAGACAAACAUGAGGCAUCAAGUGAUGUCUCUCAUACAGUAUCCCCAGAAAGGCACAAAGAAUGUUCACAGCUUGAUAAUGGUUGGGAAGAUCUACAGAUGGCCAGCAAGAAACAGAAACCCCAUCUGGAGCCCCUGAAGUUAGCUACAUGUGGUGCAGAAAUUACUCCAGCUCAAAAAUCGGAGGAAAUCACCGUGCCUAUGGAAAGUCAUGGGGGAUCACUGGAAGAAGUCUCUGUGGCUUCUAGAAUUAAGAUGUUUGAACAAGGAGAAAUAUGUAACCCUUCUUUUGAUGAGCAACCCACAGCCCAAAAGGGACUCCAUGAAAUUUGUCCUGGCAGUAAGGCUCCCACAGAGCCAUCAAAGAUGCAGAUAGAGCUACAAGCAGGUAUAUUUUCAGAGAAGAGUGGUGUUCAAGUUACAUCAGGAUUGAACACUUUUGAUAAAAAAACGAAGGAUCCCGAAGAAGCCUCUGACAUGGUCUACUUGACCGUCACACAAGGAACAAGCGAAGGAGAACCUUCUCAGCCUUCCUCUUGGAAAGAAGAUAUUUCUAUUGAAUCUGAGCAAGAAGGAGAUGCUGAACUGGCUUCUCCUGAUUCUGGCUGUGAAAUCACUUUGGCAGAAGCUGUGAGCAAAUUUCAAGAGCCAGCUUGGGAAGAAAAGGAUUUCUCAGUCCCACCAGUAAAUGCCUCCCCGAAAGAAGAGAGUUUAAAGGCUGCUUCUGCCCCAGUGGCCUCUCAGAGAGCGGGAUUGAGGGAGGGCACAGAGGAGAAGUCUAAGCCACCACGGCACAGGGCUCCUGAAAGUGACACAGGAGAUGAGGACCAAGACCAAGAGAGAGACUCAGUCUUCCUAAAGGACAACCACUUGGCCAUCGAGCGCAAGUGUUCAAGUAUCACUGUCAGCUCAACUUCCAGUCUUGAGGCUGAGGUGGACUUCACAGUCAUUGGUGACUACCACAGCACAGCCUUUGAAGAUUUCUCCCGGAGUUUGCCUGAGCUUGACAAGGAAAAGAGUGAGGGAGAAGGAGAAAGUCAGGUUUCUCCUCGAGACUCUGACAAACCAGCUCCCAAGCAGGAAGAUGAUGCCAAGGAUGGCGAUAAAGCUUCCCCUGUAAUUUCAGAAGAGUCAUCAGAUAUGAAAGCAGAAAUUUUGAAAAAAGCAGAAGAGAUCUCUCUGCAUCACAGAAUCACUGCAACAGAAACUACACAGGUUGAUGGAACCACCACAGGCGGAAGAGAGACAGUAACCACUUCACACAUUGUCAGCACAGAAACCAUAUCUACAUCCUCUGACCACAGCACCCCCAAGCCUGGGAAGGGAACAACAGAACUUCGCUCCAUCUCUCCAAUCACCAGCAGUGCUGUUGGGAAAGAAGCCUUCACCAGCCUUUUUGGGGCAACAGCAGAAACUCUCUCCACCUCCACAACCACCCAUGUUACCAAGACUGUGAAAGGAGGAUUUUCUGAAACAAGAAUAGAAAAGCGAAUCAUCAUAACAGGAGAUGAAGACGUGGACCAGGAUCAGGCUUUGGCUCUGGCAAUCAAGGAAGCAAAGCUGCAGCAUCCCGACAUGCUGGUAACCAAAGCUGUAGUAUAUCGAGAAACAGAACCCUCUCCAGAGGAAAAGGACAAGAAGCCUCAGGAAUCUUGACCUUUGGGUUUCUAGAAGUUGACAUCUCUAUUUUAAUUUGGAGUAAAGAAGGGGCCUUUUAUGCUGGAUUCCUCAAUGAGACACAGAACGUCCUGGCUGCAAGAGUAAUGUUGAGAGACAAAAAUAAAUAAAUAAAAAAGGAAUAGCAAAUAUAUUAUAUAUUAUAUAUACAGGAAACAAAAAAAUGCAUCCUUGCACUGCUGCUACAUGCUGGAGAAAAAUUACCAAGCCAACAUCAGCAACAAAACAAACCCAACACCUCUUCAAAACAAAAUUGGAAGAAUUGACUAGACUGACUUUAAAAGAAAAAAAAACCAUGAUGGUAAUAAUAUUAUUAACAAUACAAUAAACCACCAUUCUGCAUGUUACAUUUAAAGGAUACAUAGCUCAUUUGUUGCACACUGAAUGGAAAAGCAAAAAUGCUUUGCAACAAAGCAAGAAAUCAACAAGCAAAACCACAAAAUGAUUCCCUGCAUAGGAAAGAAUUUUUAAAAAUUCACCUGUAUGAUGCUUGUUUAAUUAUUUUCCAAUCUGGGAUGUGUGGUGAUCAUUCUUUCUCCCUGCUCCAUGCCACUUCUGUUGCUUUACCUUUUUGGUUCUGUUUAUUUUCCAAACUUGUAUUUCCUUUUUAAAAAAAUCCUUCCUCUCUUCAUCCAGUCUCUUGUUCUGAUGAAAAUAAUUCACUGGGUUUCACUUAAAGCAAAGCAAAAUGACAUGUAUAUGAUUUCUCAUUGAACCAGAUGCAACCUGUAGAAGUUUCACAUGGAUGUGCUUUUAAGUUAUGUAUAUUAUAUAUAACUGGGGAGGGUGGGGAAUGAUAUUAAAACCAAUUAAAGUGCUGAUAAGUAUGACAAUGACGUUUUUACAUUAUAAUUAUUUGAUUGACUGUGGUUGAUGUAUUAUGAGACUCUUAGAUCAUGCUGAUAUCCCAUGAAACAGAGUAGGAAAAAAUUCACUAAUCUCUCUCUUGGGGGCAGUAUUUGUCUGUCACACACCUAACCUGUGCUCUUGCAAAAGAGAUUGCCAUAGUGACACUGUAGUGUUUGUAAUUGGUUGGUUGGUGGAAAAGGCAGAAUUCAGCACUGUGGGAAGGUGGAUAAGAAAGUCAGAAUGAACUGGUGCUACUACAACCCAGUCAAAGUCGGUAAAUGGUGCCAUCCUCCUCCAGCCCCAAGAAAAUGAUGCCGUGGUAAGGAUAGGAGGCUAGUUUUCUUCCUUCACCGCCUUCUGAGAUCUUGAAGAUGUUGUCUCAGUCAUAAGCAUUUAGCUGCUAUGGAGCUAUUUACUCCAUGUGUCAGUUCUUCAAACUAUUUUUAAAAAAUCAACCCUUUAAUUUAGUAAUCCCCUCAAACCAAUUGGCCGCUGUGUUCGGCUCUGCUUCUGAAAUGAAGUUCUGACUAGUUUUACAGCUCUCCCAAAGAAAUGUUGAAGGUGAACAAGGAGGCAUGCUCACCCACUCCCAGAUUCCACCUGACUGUUAGGAUAACGCUAAAGUCAGUAGGGAAAUAGUACAAAAUAGCAUUGUUUCUCUCCAGAUACAAUUGACUCAUACACUUGCACAGGCUAGAACAAGGAUUUAUUUAUAAAGGAAAGUGAUACCUUGUCUUUUGAAAGUGCAUCCCUGUCUAGAUCACAGUAAGCUGUGAAAGUUGGGGCGGGGGGGGGGGGGGGACCAGCCAAUGCCCAGUGAGGACUGGCGCUACUUGGAGGUGAAGAAUAUGCUACUGAUGGUACCAGGCACUGGAAACUUUCCUUUGGGCUGUCCAUGAAUUGUUUACAUCUGUUGCAUGAGAAGGAAAAUUAAAGCAGGUACAAAAUGUAAGGACAAACCAAAUUCAUCAGUUUUCAAGGGGAUCCAGCUAACUGCUCUAGAUGGUAGAGAAGGGCUCACAAGCACUUCAUUCACCAUGCUUGUCUUUUAUCUCCCCUUCUCAACACAUCAUUGGUACUUGGAGAAACACAUCUAACUGGUACCUAUGACUGGACUCUAGAUAUCUUAGAAAGAUGGCCUUAUUUGAAUGAAAGUCAUUGGGGUAAAGUGGGUGAUAGCCCAUAUGGUAAGCUAUUUUGACUUUCUGAGAAACCCUAGGUCAUUGGUCUUUCGAGUUGCAAUGAUUGGUCUCCUGAAACUGAAUUUACUUCUGUCCUGCAGGCAUGACCCUGUAAGCAGUGAAAGCAUCAACACAGGCUUUAUGCUGAAAUGCUUAAGAGUCACUGCCACUUCUUCCACUGGACCCUUCUCUCUCUGAUUCUGUCUGAGGGUUCUUGUUGAUUUUUUUUUCGCUUCCUGUUGUUUUUAGAGACCUAUGAAGUUCUCCAGAACCAAAAGGGAGAGGAAAUAAGAUGCAUGCACAUAUAAUAAAUAGAAUGCCAAAUCAUUCCUAGAAACCCUUGUGCUUUCAAUUAAAAAAGAAACCAACAACUAGGGAAUCUUGGGAGUACCGUUAUGUAAGGCAUUAAGAGGGAAUCUCUCAACCUUCCAUUGUGAUUUUGAAAUCAGUUCAAAAGUUGAAUAGUUGGAUGGAGCCAACAGUCCUGCUCCUGGUGUACAUCUGGGUGAGUGCCAUAAACAUUGGUGGAGAUGCACUGCAUCAAAACCGAUAGGCUUAGAAUCCAACCCUGUCAACUAGUGGAAAAAGCUAAAACACACUUAUUUCUUUGGAUUCUUUCCUCAGCUUGUCUGAUGGGUAGCCAUUACACAAAAACGGUUUUUUUUCUUCACCGAGCAAGAUGUGGCUUAUAUAUAGAUACCCACACAUAACACACACAAUAUUUAUUAUUUGUGGUAGUACUAAAGCCAUGCAUAAUUUUUAAAAACUAUUUCCAGUCAAUUUGGUUUUCACUACUGCUGCCAUCUGAUCUAGCUGGUCACUCUUCUUUCUUUUCUUGGGCCCUUUCCAGAGAAGGGGGUGGGUGGGUGGAAAAUGCAACUGCUUAGUUUGCACCAAAUCCCGCAAAUUGAUUUCAAAACUGGCCUUGCAAUUGCAUGAAUGAAUUAAUAUUAACAAUUCUUUUUUAAUUUGAAAAGCACCUUACCAACCAACUGCAAUGCUCUGUCAUUCCUUCACUAAUUCCAUUGUCCACCCCAUUCCUAUUUUUGUCCCUCCCAACCCCACCCCAACCCCUUCAAUCAUAUCCUCCUUCAGUGCUUGGUGGUGUAUGCGUGUGUGCUCACUGUUCUUGUAUUCAAUAAAAGUGAAAUAAAUGUGUUUGAUGCUCAACCA
Sphaerodactylus townsendi is the source of this 9492-nucleotide messenger RNA. RefSeq names its product erythrocyte membrane protein band 4.1 like 1 (gene EPB41L1). Gene Ontology annotation, biological process: cortical actin cytoskeleton organization. Bases 725 to 6268 code for a protein of 1847 amino acids. The record is from RefSeq and is a predicted model, not a curated record. Gene Ontology annotation, molecular function: structural molecule activity; actin binding. Gene Ontology annotation, cellular component: cytoskeleton; plasma membrane. The transcript is spliced from 27 exons. NCBI's taxonomy places the organism in Eukaryota, Metazoa, Chordata, Lepidosauria, Squamata, Sphaerodactylidae.